Dromiciops gliroides (monito del monte) is the source of this 1936-nucleotide messenger RNA. RefSeq names its product ecto-ADP-ribosyltransferase 5-like. The coding region runs from base 324 to 1244 and encodes 306 amino acids. Lineage: Eukaryota; Metazoa; Chordata; Mammalia; Microbiotheria; Microbiotheriidae. The transcript has 7 exons. Gene Ontology annotation, molecular function: NAD+-protein-arginine ADP-ribosyltransferase activity; NAD+ poly-ADP-ribosyltransferase activity. The record is from RefSeq and is a predicted model, not a curated record.
UUGUUUCAGUUAAAAGGAUACCAAGCCUGCCUCUCUCCUCACUCAGAGUGGGACAGAGGACAGUUCUGAGCUCCUUUUCCUCUUGCUCCCUUCUAAAAAGAUUCAUUUCUCUGAGGCACCCGAUCACUUCCCAAUAUACAAGAGCCCUAGAGGACCUUUCCACAGAAAAGAGAUUCAUUUCUCUGAGGCACCCGAUCACUUCCCAAUAUACAAGAGCCCUAGAGGACCUUUCCACAGAAAAGAGAAAUCUGGAUCUACCUUGAAAAUGCUGCAUCUCCAGCUACCCUUUCCAGAACCAGAUAGAGCUCCCAAAGAAGCUGGAGAUGAAAUACUUUCUCACUAUUACUCCGGUUCCUUAUGUGCUCCUCAUUUGGCUUCAUAUCCCUCAGACAAGAGGCAAGACACUGAUGCUUGACAUGGCUCCAGACACUUUUGAUGAUGCCUAUACCGACUGUGUGGAGGACAUGGAGCAGAUUGCCCCCGACCUGCUUCAGGAAGAGAUGAGUCAUCACAAGCUGCUCAGGGACUCAUGGGAGGCUGCCGCAGCUUAUUUAAAAAGCUAUCGGGGCCUCUCGCUGCCCUCAGGCUUCCAGACCCAGCAUGCACUGGCUGUCAUGGUCUAUACUAACUCAUCCAACCCCCUGCACCGAGAGCUGAACUCGGCUGUGGGCAAACUGGGCAGCUCUUUUGAGGUCUACAUGAAGCAUUUUCCCUUCAAGGCCUUGCACUUCUACCUGACACGGGCCCUGCAGCUGCUGAGGUCUCCCGAGAGCUGUAAGGAAGACUCUGGGCAAAAGGUAUUCCGAGGCGUGGGGAGCACCCACUUCAAGCCCAGUAAACAUGGAGAUAGCAUCCGUCUUGGCCGGUUCACCUCCACUUCUGAGGAGUGGAGAGUGGCCCAGAUGUUUGGCAAUGCUACUUUAUUUACCCUGAGCACAUGCUUUGGAGCCUCCAUCAAGGACCUCUCAGUCUUCCCCAAUGAGCGAGAGGUGCUUAUCCCACCCUAUGAGGUUUUCCAGGUGUCUAAUUUCUCCGAGGAUGGAACCCGAAAUUUGGUGACUCUCAGAAGCCUCAACCAGACAUGCAGUAACUUCAACUGUGCCUUCCUAAGAAAAAAGAAGAAUCAAAAUUGUGUGGUUAAAUCAGGAAACAAUAACACCAUGGUCCUUGGGAAGGUGACCCCAUGGCUUUUUGUGGGAAGCCAGCUUCUGCUCCUCAGAAUCUUCUGUUUGAAUUCUUUCUAAAGAGACCAGCUUUUUCCUGCCCUAUCUCCAUUGGCCUCCCUGAUCUCCAAUUAUACCAGGUGCCCCCAAAGUCCUCUGCGAUUUUGACAAAAUACUACAAGAUGACAACUCCUUGUUGCCUAGUGAUGAAUAUUCCCAUCGCAUCUAGUCAACAACUGGAAAUCCCUACCCACCCACCCCCACUGUGGUUUUGCAGGUGGAGCUGACUUUUCUGGAGAUCCCAGUCUCUGUUUGGCCUCAUGCCUUCUGUUAUAUGACCUGAAAUUAGCUGUGAAAAGGAAGCCCAAGGUAGAAAAUAUUCAGGGUUAAACUUUAGGUUAUGGUCUUUCUUGCCUCUGGGCUCCCUUGACUAGCUAGAAUGCCUUCCUUUAUCUCCUUAACUUUCCAAAUCCCAUCUACUCUGGGGCUAAUUCAAGUUCUGCUGCCAAAAAAAAAAAAUCUCUUCUUCCCGGGAGCUCCAACAACCCUCUUUUCCUACCCACCUCAUUGGCAUAGACAACCUUAUGGUAUUUCUUAAAAUGGGGGAUUUUUUUUUCUUUAUUUCUUUUUAAUACAGAUGUAUGAUUUCAUUAGUGUAAGGAAUUCUGGGUAAGAAAACUUUCCUGAGAAACAGAGAUUACAUAAAUUGUCCUGAGUCACACAGACAAUGUUUCUUCUUCCAAAUCUUCCUGAUUAAAUCUCUAUCUACUAUA